CGAGAUUCACGCUCCAUCUCUAAAAAGAAAAAAACGGGGGUCUCUCUCUCUCUCUCUCUCAUCACAGACUCAGCUGACGCGGCGCAGGGAGCUCAUGGACACGUAAAAGGGGCUGCAGGCAUGGAGCAGAGGUGAGAGUCAGUCCAUGGAUGUUCCACACCUGCACCUGCACUGCACCAGCAUCAUGAAAAGCCCCAUCCUACCACAGACUCUGCUAUAGCUGCCAUCUUUACUGUCGCCAUGGUGAGAGAGAAAGAGCGAGAGAGAGAGCUCCUGGACCUUGACUCUGUUGCCAUGGUGACCUUGUAGCAAGAGGGAAGCAACAGUCGCCAUGGGAACGUCCAGAAUGUUCCGCGUCUUCGUGGUCCUGGGCUCAGCCUUCAUGAUCCUCCUCAUCAUCAUCUACUGGGAUGAUGUCGGAGUUUCACAUUUGUAUUUGCACACUCCCGUUUCGCCGGGACCCAAAAUUCCCCACGGCCCUCCCCCACAGCAGUCUCAGACCUCCAGAACCCCGUCUUUUCUGUCAGACAUCGAUGCCUUCGUGAACCAGUUCUUAGAGCCGGGAACUGGUGAGCCCACUGACCCAGUACCCCCGGACACGAGUAACCAAUCAGAGAAAGCAGAAGAGCGGUACAUACCAAGACGGGAGUGGAAGAUUCACUUGACUCCUGUAGCAGCAGAGCUCAGAGAGAGACAGGAGCAGCGGCGGAAGUUACUUCAGGAGAUGUGCGCCAAUGACAGCAUCGCGUUUCCUGGCAAAAAUCGUUCAUUUGAUGACAUCUCAAACAAGGAGCUGGAUCAUCUAAUCGUGGACGACAGGCAUGGUAUUAUCUACUGCUAUGUUCCUAAGGUAGCGUGCAGUAACUGGAAGCGCAUCAUGAUAGUCCUAAGUGAAAGCAUGCUGCAGGACGGCGUCCCCCAGAGAGACCCGCUGGCCAUCCCCAGAGACCUGGUCCACAACAGCAGCAUGCACUUCACCUUCAACAAGUUCUGGAAACGUUACGGCAAGUUUGCAAAGCACCUUAUGAAGGUGAAGCUGAAGAAGUACACCAAGUUUCUCUUUGUGCGGGACCCCUUUGUGCGCCUCAUCUCAGCCUACAGGAAUAAAUUUGAGUUACGUAAUGACGACUUCUAUCGGCGCUUUGGACAGGUCAUGCUGCGCCGCUACGCCAACCAGCCCACACCUCCUGCUUCUGUGGACGAGGCUUUCGGUGUGGGUGUCCACCCCUCCUUCUCCAACUUUCUCCAGUACCUCCUGGACCCUCAGACAGAGAAAGAAAUGCCCUUUAAUGAGCACUGGCGGCAGGUGUAUCGGCUCUGCCACCCGUGCCAGAUACAAUAUGACUUUGUGGGCCAUCUGGAGACAGCAGAGGAGGAUGCAGAGCACCUACUACGACAGCUUCGGGUGGAUAAUGUUGUGGAGUUUCCCAACUCUCAUAGGAACCUCACAGCCAGCAGCUGGGAGGCUGACUGGUUCAGCACAGUGCCUAUCGAGGCGAGAAGAGAACUCUACAAGCUGUACGAACCUGACUUCAGGCUCUUUGGCUACGACAGGCCUGAGUGGAUCCUCAAUGAGUGACUCAUGUUUCUACGAAGCUGAUCACACCACACACAGACCCUCACAAUGUUUUUUAUGUAAUGAAUAUCACCACACUCCGACAACUGCAACACCUCCAGUUGUCCUCCUGUCAUGUCUGUUUCUCACUGAGUGUGCACAUUACUAAGGAUACUCACUCCUCUGAGGAAGCACAUUUAUGAGGCAAAUCCAGGGAAUAGCAGUUAUUAGAUUUUAUGUUCAAUCUCAAAUUUAACAAGAAGCACACAAGAAGGAGGAAAACAUUUGAAUUGUGGAUUUUUGCAGACAGCAAAUACCCCUAAAAUGAUGCACAUUCAGUGUUGUUGUAGACUCAAAACUGAGGUUAGGAAUCCACCUGUCCUCUGAGCAUGUUGCGUAAUACGACAUAUCCCGCUCGCCCUUUUUUGUUGAAGCCUUCAAAUUCAAAAUGUGGCCCAAUCUGAUCAUUUGUACUUCAGCAACCACCUGACAAUCUUAAGUAGCACUCUGAUAUCCCUCUAUACCGGCCUUUUUCUGUUAAAAUCCGUAUCAGUACUGUUGGUAAAACAAGAUAUACUGUAGCUCUGAGUAUCUAGAAAAGCCUGGGACACAGGUUUAGGUUGAAGCAAAUGUUUGUUGCAACCUUAUUGUCUCCCCAACUAAAACAGUGUUGUUUCUUACAAUGUCGAUAACAACUUUUUUGCUUUGUAGGGAAGAUUAGGGCCUGUUAUAUUUUUUUUCUUGGACUCUGAGAGUGAAGUCAGAAUUUUUAUUUUUUUAUUUUUUCGGAAUUGUAAGAUUUUUUAUUAUUAUUUUAGUUCUGUUUCCAAUUGUCCAGUUUGAUGAAUUAAGUCUGUCUUACCAGAAGUCUGAUUAGACAAAGUCAAAAUUCUGAGAUUAAACUCAGAAUUCUGAUUUUUUUUUUUCUGAGAUUUAUCAAAACAAAGUUGACAUUCUUUCCUCAUUGUUUUAGUAGAUUUGAUACUAAAAGGACAAAGAGCCACAGAACAUUUGUUUUGUAAUUCUGACUGCUUUCUUACAUAACUCUGAAACUCAAGUCAGAACUUCUAUUUUUUUCGUAGAACUCUUGGAUGAAAAUCAGAUUUAUGACUUUGAUUUCAGAAUUCAGAUUUCUGAGAUUAGUGUAAAAAAAAAAUCUCAACAUUUCCGAUUACAGUGACAAUUUGCAAAUUCUUCCUCUGAAUUUUCUGCUUUAAGAAUUUUAGAUUUUUUUUCUGAAAAUUCUGUGAUAAAAUCAGAAUUCAGAUUUUUUUGUCAAAAUCUUUUCAUUUCAGACCGGUCUCCAAAUUAUUACAAGAAAGACAGAGUUCUUAACUAUUUUUUUUAUUAGUUGAUUUAAUCUAAAAGGACAAGUGCCACUUAGAGGUGAGCUCUUUUUUAUCUUCUGACUUUUAACUUCUUAAUCUGAAAGUCAGGAUUCUGAUUUUCAAUUAAGAAUUUCAAAAUGUUUCCCCUAAAACUCUGAAAUGAAAACCAUAUUCCUGACUUUGAUUUAAGAUUACUGACUUUUUCUCUCCGAAUUUGGAAAUUAAAAAAAAAAAAUUAGGUUUUUCAAUUCAGAAUUCCGACAUUAUUCGUAAAACUUAAAAUCAUGUUGUACAAGCUGUGGCGAACACACAGGUUCUAUAGCAGGACUUCCCGGGUGAUGUCAGGAAUUUAUACCCGUGUGAGUUGGUGAUGGUUCUCUUAUGGUUUGACCUGUGUUGUUCCAUCACAGAUGCUUUUAUCUAUAUUGACCUGUGAUAAUGCCUUGGAUGGAGUUGUAGGUAUCCGUGAUUAUGACAGUCAGUGCAUCACUCCAGUUAUCCCUGAAAUGUUAUUGGUUGACAAAUGUAAUGUGUGAAAACUAGCAAAAUAUCAGCAACCAGUGUUUCUCCACUAACAUUAUUUUUAUUGUUUAUCACACUUAAAUCCUUUUUUCUUAUUGAUCUACUCCAAUCUAGAUAUUGAUAAGGAAGAACUGGUUUUGGUUUAACAUUAUCAGUUCAGAUGCAGCAGACAGGAACCUGAAUGAAGACUCGGUGUGACAGUAUAUUAGUUUAAAGUUAGAGCUUUAGUUGUCUUUUAUUUUACAUUGAAAUUUUACAGUGAAAUGUUUAUCUGCAUGAAAGGGAUUUUUUUAUGUUGCAAAAUCAUGUUGACAGCUAUCAUUAUCAGAGCAGUUCAGUUUUUUUGUACCUCAUAUAAACAACCUGCUAUGUUACAUAUCACAAACUGCAGAGCCUUCAAAGCUGGCUUCUCCAGACCUGGAUCAAAAGGCUCAAGUUUGGCUCACAUGCUUGCUUUGGUUUAACAUUUCAGUGUGCACAUGCUAAAUUGUGACCUCAUCUUCAGGAAGCACAUCAACUUCAGAUCUGCAAAGCUGAAUUUGUCUCAGCUUGUUUUUCUUAAGCACUAAACUGGAGCUUCAACAUUCUUGUGUUUUCACCUCAGCUCGAUGUGCACAGGUGAGCCUCGGUGUGUUUUAAACGGCCAGCUCUCCAAAAGGGAAUAGCACUUGCAUCGCCUGUCUUUACUUUGUUUAGGUCAACUUUUCACCUUUCUGCUUCUAUGUUUACGCACAGGCUGCGUUUCUACUCGCACUGCUCCCGCUUUCUGGAUAAGAGGAAUAUUUCUCUGUUUUUUAUGGCAGCAUUUUCAUGGCAUGCAGUAUCCUGUAGCAUGGAGCGGAGUAUUUUACAUGAAGUUAUCGAUGAGUAUUUUGAGUAUGUGCGAUGUAAUGCUUCAAGUUUGGCUGAAAGUGUUUUAACUUGAUGCAAAUUAAGGGUAUGGUAAGUGUUAUGUCUGUUUCCAAGUAAAGGUUUCAUCAGAGGAUUGUCAGGAUUCUACACAUCAUGACAUGAGAGUGAAGAUGAGAUAGUGCCUUUGGUUGAAAAAGUUUACACAGCAAAAAAGUAUUUUUUUAGAGGGACUGAAUUUUUACUUUGAACAAAGCAGUGCGAGCUGUUUGAAGCCACAACAAGGUGUGUUUGAUAUUCUGCGCCUUGUUUCUCAUGUGUGGUUGGAAAGAAAAGGAGAACACAGCCCUUCAGCAGAACUAUCACUCCGUCGUUACGACUCUGUGAGGACUCUUUUAGUUCACUUGUGGAUUUCUCUGUGUAUCGUUUCACACACAGGAUCACUGUGUGGUUUGUACUGUAUGUGAUGUCAUGGACAUGCUGUGUGCCACCUGAUUCUGCAAGUCACUAAAGAUGUUCAUGUUCACACUA
Molecule: messenger RNA, 4785 nt
Organism: Notolabrus celidotus (New Zealand spotty)
Lineage: Eukaryota; Metazoa; Chordata; Actinopteri; Labriformes; Labridae
Gene: chst12a
Product: carbohydrate (chondroitin 4) sulfotransferase 12a
Exons: 5
Coding region: 332-1579 (415 amino acids)
Biological process (GO): proteoglycan biosynthetic process; carbohydrate biosynthetic process
Cellular component (GO): membrane
Molecular function (GO): sulfotransferase activity
Source: RefSeq, a predicted model, not a curated record